Messenger RNA from Babesia bovis T2Bo, 907 nucleotides. RefSeq lists its product as uncharacterized. Bases 51 to 857 code for a protein of 268 amino acids. The record is from RefSeq and is a predicted model, not a curated record. The transcript has a single exon. NCBI's taxonomy places the organism in Eukaryota, Apicomplexa, Aconoidasida, Piroplasmida, Babesiidae.
CUCAUUCAAGGUACCGGACGUGAUUAUAACUGAUUCAAUUGUUCAAGAUCAUGGCAAGCAUGUCUGAUGACAGUUCCAUACCGGAAUCCGGUACAACUACUGUGAUAUCAAAACGUCCAUUAUUUGUGGUAAAGAAAUUACACAACGAGAUUUACAUCACCUAUCGUGUACCUUUAUGUGUUUAUUUUCAGCGUGCGACACAUUUACUUCGUUGGCAGUUAUCUAGGUUUCCCGACCUCUGUUCGUCACGUUUCCUUCGUGACUACCAUGCUAAUAAGCAGACUGGUGUUUUGGGUAACCGUGCCAAGUUAUUAUCGCAAUUCGAGGAUCUUUCUAAUGAAAAGUGUGACGUAUCUUCGGUGUAUAAUGCUCUUUCCAAGCGUCCAGAACGUCAAUGCGGCUCUGGUGUGAUUCUUUAUGGCACAGGUCGUUGUGUAACCCGUGCUCUUUACUUAUUGCAAGACAUUUACAGCUACGUGAAGGAUAUAUACAUGGAAGCCCAUGAACGUAUACGUGGUCGUCCGGUAAGAGUAUUAUGUGCUGAAUGUUCGGGUACAGUGGUUUCCGCUGACGGUGAGCGUAUGAAGCACGGUAUUGGCGAUAGCUGCAUCGGGUGUUAUACGGCUACCAAUAAAGCUUUAGAGGAUAUUGUAAAGCGUAUUUUAAAAGUUGAGAUCACUACAGGUUCGGUAUCAUGUUAUGAUGACGUCUACAAAUGCACUUUGGAUGAAGGAGCGUCUACUUCGGGUACAGAUUUUUAUAAUCCGUUGCAAUAUUCUGCUGCCAAUGUUGAGUUAUCAGGGCGCGAGCGUUUGAUAUCUUCUAUCCGGAUAUCAAUUUAUGUUGCCGUUAAGUGAUCCGUGUGGCCUCAUAGAUACUUGAUACUGUUUGUACUUUAUUUUAAUUU